AUGCCGAUGGCGAAAUGGACAGUCGAUGUGCUGUAUUACAAAAAGCCGCGAAUAAAAGGCAAAAAUAGCUACCAACCACCGCGAUUCUCCCCAUGGUUCCACAACAUCCCCUUUCAAGCCUACCCUACAGGUCGUAGUAUUAGGAAUGGUGGAGUGUUUGUGCGCCCAUGGGUUGCAAGCUUGGCAUGGGGGACGUGGGACGAGGGCUGGGGUGGGGGGAUACACGGGAGAUUGGCAACCGCUUUGUUCAACCUCAUACAGGGCAAUGCUGUAAUGUCCUUUGCUGUUGUGAAAGAGUACAUGGCUGGACGUCGCUGCCCGCGGUUGAUCAAUUGUGUACUCCCGCGGAAUUGCCAUGACCCGCGGAGUCGUAGAGUCCAACGCCAUCUCUUCCAUCAUCUUGCUCCGUCCAAUUCCUUCAAGAUACAGCUCUCCGUUGGGCUUUCGUUGUCGUUUCUGAAUGCCCAGAAGGACACCGGUUCUCUGUUUCGGGACUGGAAAGGACGUUGUCCCAUGUAUGGCUGCAUGAAUCCAGUGCCCUCUCGUGGAAUUGGAAAUCUUCAGGCCGCAAAUCACCCUCCACGGACGCUGUCCCGGAUACGGCAUCAGUACAGUGCCACCUCCCUCUUCCUCUACGACCGUUUCCGAGGAUCUGCUGGAAGCCCCCUGAUGAAUUGUCGCGACAGCUGUCGGUUGGUUCAGAAGACUAGGCGGCGUAACAUGCAACUGCGUGGACAACGUAUAACUGGACUUGGUGCUUGUUUUCAGCUUGGGAUACCUCCUAUUGCACGCCUUGGGCUGUUCUGUGUUGGGCUGUUCCGUGUCAGCCUUGAAGCCCUUCCUGACAGCUCGAGGCUUGAUGAUGAUCGAGCGCAUCGUCCAGACAGAGGUCCUUCUCUCGCGACACUAACACCCAAUGUCGCUACGGCGGGCAUGACUCACGCCCGCUUGGGCUCCUGUCCGCGGUCUACGAUGGUCAGACACUGCGCUGAGCCGAAGGAGGGCAAUAGCGGAGGAACGGUGGUUGCCUGCGCAGGGCGUGGUCUCGUGCUCCGGGUAGGUCCGGUCAGAGUGUCGAUGCAACAGCUCCCGACGCUGAGUAAGAAAGCCGUUGCAGCUUCCGAGGCGCAAAGUCAUCUACGUCACUUUGGGAUGGGUGUGCACCCAACAGGCACAGGCACAGGCACAGACAGAGGCACAGGCACAGACAGAGGCACAGGCACAGGCACAGGCACAGGCACAGGCACAGGCACAGGCACAGGCACCUAA
Plenodomus lingam JN3 is the source of this 1269-nucleotide messenger RNA. NCBI's taxonomy places the organism in Eukaryota, Fungi, Ascomycota, Dothideomycetes, Pleosporales, Leptosphaeriaceae. The record is from RefSeq and is a predicted model, not a curated record.